UCUCUGGCAUUUGCAAGCUAAUAGAACUCCUGUGAUUUCAUGUAGAAUGAUUGAUUAUUUACUUGUGGUAGUAAUUAGUGAAGAAAAUAAAUCUUCAUAUAGUGUUUACCCACAACCUAUUGUGUAA
Messenger RNA from Racocetra persica, 127 nucleotides. Lineage: Eukaryota; Fungi; Glomeromycota; Glomeromycetes; Diversisporales; Gigasporaceae. The record is from the annotation of a GenBank genome assembly.